AUGACUCGUCAACAAGAAGAACUUGACCAAAUAAAGUCGCAAAUUCAAGAACACUUAGUAACCUCAGGAAAUUAUGAUAUAAUAAACAAGCAGUUAAAACUACAGUUGUAUGAAUCGGGAUGGUUUGAUAAAGUUAGCCGUUUGGCUACUCGUGAAUUGCAGUCAAAUUCUGGGGAGGUGAAGUUUGACCAAUUAUUUGCUUUUGUUAAACCAAAGGCGGAAGAAAUGGUUCCAGCUAAGGUAAAGGAAGACAUUAUGGAUAGGAUUAAAGACUACUUAAAUGAUGCUGUACAAUAA
Messenger RNA from Priceomyces carsonii, 297 nucleotides. RefSeq lists its product as uncharacterized. The record is from RefSeq and is a predicted model, not a curated record. The coding region runs from base 1 to 297 and encodes 98 amino acids. Gene Ontology annotation, cellular component: SAGA complex; nuclear pore; DUBm complex. The transcript has a single exon. Gene Ontology annotation, molecular function: transcription coactivator activity; chromatin binding. Lineage: Eukaryota; Fungi; Ascomycota; Pichiomycetes; Serinales; Debaryomycetaceae. Gene Ontology annotation, biological process: regulation of transcription by RNA polymerase II; positive regulation of DNA-templated transcription; poly(A)+ mRNA export from nucleus.